GCCGCCAGGGAGAUGGUGCUGGUGGCCGAGCAGGGGGUGCUGGGGGGCAGGAACCGCCUGGACCCCACCUGGCACGAGAUGCUCAACCACGCCACGCGCAAGGUGAACGAGGCGGAGGAGGAGCGCGUGAGGAGCGAGCGGGAGCACCAGCGCGUCACCCAACUGUGCCAAGAGGCCGAGGCCAAGGUCCAGACCCUGCAGAAGUCCCUCAAGAAGGUCAUCGUGAAGAGCAAACCCUACUUCGAGCUCAAGGCCCAGUUCAACCAGAUCCUGGAGGAGCACAAGGCCAAGGUGACGGCGCUGGAGCGGGCGGUGGCCCAGGCCAAGACGCGCUACUCGGUGGCCCUGAGGAACCUGGAGGAGAUCAGUGAGCAGAUCCAUGCCCGGCGUCUCCAGCGCCUCGGCUUGGGCCGAGCUCCUCCACUGGGGGCCGAAGCGAGUCCCCAACCGCCUGGCUCCGAGCUGGAGGGCACCCAAGGGACCCAGUUGGGUGCUGAGGGUCCUGCGGGUGACACCUUGUCGGUGCUGAGCCUCCAAACCAUCGCCUCGGACCUGCAGAAGUUCGACUCGGUGGAACAUCUCCUGAA
Nestor notabilis (Kea) is the source of this 587-nucleotide messenger RNA. RefSeq names its product SH3-binding domain protein 5-like (gene SH3BP5L). Gene Ontology annotation, cellular component: cytoplasm. Gene Ontology annotation, biological process: negative regulation of protein tyrosine kinase activity; intracellular signal transduction. The record is from RefSeq and is a predicted model, not a curated record. Lineage: Eukaryota; Metazoa; Chordata; Aves; Psittaciformes; Psittacidae. The transcript is spliced from 3 exons. Gene Ontology annotation, molecular function: protein kinase inhibitor activity. The annotation marks the transcript as partial.